Porites lobata is the source of this 10177-nucleotide messenger RNA. NCBI's taxonomy places the organism in Eukaryota, Metazoa, Cnidaria, Anthozoa, Scleractinia, Poritidae. The record is from the annotation of a GenBank genome assembly.
UUGCGAGCGGGCGGAAUCCUCUUCAAAUCCUGCUAUCUGACUGGUUCCGAGAACGGGCGAUAUUUUACGAUCUUGCCCGCUAACCCGGGUGGAAUUGUUGCCAGCUUUAUUCACAAGUUUGUUCGUUGAUUGUGAAUGAGCAAAAACCGUAAUUUUCAAACCAUUUUUCUCUUAAAACUUGAGCUAUUAUUAGCAUUAGCUAGGGAAACGUGAAUUUUAUUAUUCGGGCAAAAAAUUUGAAGAGAGAAUCAAGCAAGUCAGCCUGGAAAACCGCUACAAUUGAAGCAAUACAGGGGACUGGUGAUGUCGCUUCACUAGCUUUAUAACCGCGUUGUAAGUACUGCAAUCUUGCUUUUAUGCACCGUUUAUUGGACAUUUUUGCUCUGUUUGUAGUUUUGUUUUCCAUUUUUGCUGUAUGAAUCAAGAUUCUGGUGUUUUUCAUUGAAUAUAGCUUCGGUAGUUCUCUACUUAUCAGAAAAGGUUGUUGUCAAUUAUUGCAUUUAACUUUCAAUCUUAAAUAAACGACACGAAUCACUUUUCCCGCACUUUUCCACUCGAUUGAACUAAUCUUAAAGCAAUUUUUGAAUGAUUCAGCCGCAGAAAAUCCUUGCUGUAUUUUUUCUUGGCGCUUUUAAUAUCAAGGUCGUCAAUUCUUUAUACUUGUUUGACACUCAGAUUAUGAAUUGUCUAACAAGACACAAAAACCUUCCGUUAUUCUAAAAGAGAGCAGUAAGUGCCAUAAUAUAAAUAGUCCAGCUUCGAAUUAAAAAUUACCGCUGAAUAUAAACAUUAACGACACAUUCAUACAGGGUUUAAUAGCCUCGACGUAAAGUAAAAUAUUUAGAAAUUCUGGCAAGUAAGUGUUUGAAAUUUGAAUACAGCUAUUUCGAGAAAGGUUGUCGGAAAAAAUGUCCACGCGACAAUCCCGACAGGUAAUAUGGGAUAUGAUCAAUACACUGUUGCUGACUUUGUGGCUGUCGAACCUACUUUUGUUGCUUUCCUUUAGCACUUGCAAACAUAUGUCCAUGGCCUCUCGUGUCAUUCUAUUCUGACUUUCUUUGAAGAACAGUGACCUAAAAAUCACCCACAAUAACUUUCGGGAUUGUCGCGUGCACUUUUUCCGACAACCUUUCUCGAAAUAGCUGUAUGCACAAUAGACAGAGUAAUAAACAUGUCUUUCUCUCUUUGGAAUUUGUGAAUAUAUUACUUCAGAUUGAGGCUAAGGCUGUGAAAAAUGCGUCUUCACUUCUUUAAUUCAGCGAUCAUAGCGAACUCGAAAAUGCGAGCUAAAAAUCAUGCUUUAAUGUUUUGUUUUGGUUUACAAUCGAUCGCGCGCUUCAUCAACACAAACGCGUCCUCCUUCAACAAACAUAGGUUGGAGAGUGAAGGAAAAUUUUCCUGAAACUUUUAAAUCUCAGAUUGAGUACCGCCGGUCUGAGUACCGCCGAGGCCGUAGGCCUCGGGCGGUACCCACGUCCUCGGGCAUAGUUUCUCCCAAUACGGACCGACCCAGGCCGGUGAAUAACAAAUAUGUUUCUCUUGUCUAUAAGGAUGUGAAGCCAAAGAAGUACAAAUUCUUUACUGUAUUUUGUUUGCGAAAAACCGGAAUUGUUAUACUUGAUAAUAAAAAAGAGUAGCAAAUGAAAGUUAGUCCAAGUUCCUUCAUAUCUCCUGUUGUUGCCUUUCGUGAGAUUUUCUAGUCGAUUUUUGCUCUUUAAGGUCUUCCUCUGUUUUGCCCUCUAUGUAUACCUGUCGAUUUUUCCAAAAAAAAAAAAACAUAAGUAUUAUUUGAGCUUUGGCUACCCAAGUGCAAAUCUCAAAAAGUCUAAACUAGUAAUCAAUAAUCCAGCUCUUAUUAUAAAUUACAUCUACUUCGAUGAACAACCAUAAUCUAUUAUUUGACAAUUCUUUACUAGUUGUACCCCCAGACCACUUUAUGACGACUGCAUGCUCAUGGAAGUUAAACACGAGUUAGACCUGAGCACAGACAGACAACAUCCGUGUCAUCCGUGUCAUGAUGUAUGAGGCUCCCAAUAGUUUCUCAGUGAGACUAAGCCAAGAUUAACUCUGCGGGUAACUCAAAAACAUUUUAGGCCUUAUAUCUCCACAAUGCUUUUAUGUAGCCUGCUUCAGUUGACUUAGCUCCCGGGACUUAAUUUCUGAAAAACAGCCGACAUCUCGCUCCGCCAACACAGGUUUCCACUCGAAAUGCAUGAAAUCUAACGAACGAGCGCAGAAAUUCCAUACUUAUGACUCGUCACUUCAAUUCCCAGAUCUGGGUAGUGCGUCUGAUUGGUUGAAGCAAAUGUUCCACAAAUCAGCAGCACUACUCUAAUCUGCGCAGUGACGCCUCAUCAAUAUUUCCGCGCUCGUUGUCACACGUUAUUUCGUGGGGAAGCCAGUGGUGCUGUCGUGAAAUGUCGGAGCCAACAUUGAGGUUAGAUUUGUUCUUGUCCGAUAUUAUAUGCGAUUAUCUUCACUCUGAUGAAGAAAUGAAUAAUUACUGGAAACGAGACAGACUGUGAUUGAGGUAUUUUAAAAAAAGCCCUCACUCAUUCCCAGUUCUACGCUAAUUUCUACUGACCUCUCUAAACAUUUUUGGGUAGGCGAACGUCACGUGUGUUUCAAUGAAAAUGGAGUCCGUACUUUGGUUGAAUUACGUGCUUUCCUAAUAGCCCACUUUAAAACACAGAAUAAAGGCUAAAUACUACAGUAGUAACUCGGCCUUUUUUGUCUGUUUGCUUUAUUUCCUCUUCUGAAAUUUUUUCUAAGGUAAAACGCAGGGUUUGAUAACACAAUUUUCAGUAGUGAUGUUCUUGGUCAAAAUUGUAGACAGCAAGAAGUAAUCGAUUGACAGGGUCUUAAUGGGGUGGUACUUUUGAAGGUUGACGGUAAAUUUUUUCCACUUUUGAAGGUUGACGGUUAAAUUUUACAGCUUUUGAUGGUUGACGGUUAUUAAGUGGAAAUUUAGUCCAAACGUCAAGGAAAGGAAAUGUUAACUUGUCUAUGAAUAUAUACUAACUGGUAAAAUUUCGAAAUAUUUUCAGAUAUAAGCAAGUUGUAAGGUCUUGUAAUAUCUAGAAAAAGUGGUUUUCAAAACAUGGGUACUUGCGUGUUUUUCCAGUUUAGAGGUUCAUAUUUUUCCGAAGCCAGCUAGAAUCUCGUGAAGAUCAGCUGAAAUAGUGAGAUUUGAAGUACCUUGAAACUUUUUAACGGUUAAUAUUAAUCUGCACUUUUGACGGCUGAAGGUAAAAAUCCUUUUAUUACGGUUAACCCAAUUGACCUCUCGAUUAACUGAUUCAUUGAAAAAUCGAGUUGUGCAGAAAAAAUUACAGUAGCAUUAGUAACGAUUUACGUUACAAAUUUAGUUACCAUAGCUUCAAGAAAACAAGUAUUUGUUUGAGUUAGUCAAAAUAUCUUGCCCAUCAUGAUCACAGCCGACAACAAAGAAUUUUCCCGAUUGGCGGGCAAUUACGACCGGUAAAGAUCAACUGUAGAAAAAUAAAUCUUACAAAACACACUACUAUUUAAGCUCAAUAGGGAAGUUAACAAACAUCUGUCCAGUGAAGUAUGAUAACUGGUUGGAUUUUCUAAAGCUUUGGGACAGCUGCAGGAAGGCAAAAUAAUAAUAAGUUCUUAUUUCGCACGCAAGAUUUUAGAAUAAGGAAUAAUUUUCAGACUGAAGUCCAAAGAAACACACCGACUUGAUUCCUACUUUAAAUAAUAUGUAGGUGUGGUAUUGAAUGCAUUCGUGCAGUUUUUUUCAGUGUUUAGUUUUACCUUUUAAGAAACUUGUGAUUUGCAUUUUAAUUAGUGGUCUUUAAAGAAAGCGCAAGUUUCUAUUUAUUUCAUUUUCUCAGUGAUGAAGCUUGAUUUCUGAGCUGAAACUUGACAACCUUGUUUAUUGUCAGUGAAAGGUGGCAUUUUCGCUUUGCAGAGAAUCAAGCGAUCGCAAAGGUAUUUUUAUGGGAAAAAUUCGCCUUGUAGACUUGAGCACCUUUCAUAGGUUUUCCUCAAGAUGAAAUGCAAACAGUUUUAGCUUGUGACUAAAAAGUAUGCCUUAUUUAUUUUGUAAUUGUGUUCAACAGUUGGGGAGUAAUGUGAUGGUUACUAUAUUUUCUCAUAUAGCUGUUCUUGACCAUGAGUGCCAAACUUGGAAAAUAUUUCAUAGCGAAAUUAUGUAUCUUUACCUCAUUCGCAUCGAUUGCAAAUGGAAGCAUCACCAUUAGCCCCAGUACCACCAGCGGCAGCAGCAGUUUAGGUAGGUAAUAAUAGUUCAGUCAAAUUUUUAGUUAUAGGAGGGUACAGUGGCCUAUAUCUAGUGAUGGACGCCACACACUUGUGAUCCAGUGGCCCGAAUUCGAGUUCAGCACUGACCUAGAUUUGAAUUUAAAAUUAAAUUUGGAACUCUUCUGUUAAUUUCCUCGGGCCAUUCUUGCAAAUAACUAGGCCAUGCUUGCCUUUUUGAAAAUUGCUGUGUUAUACCCAAAGCCUCCAUAACUACAUAUAUUUUUGCAACCAUAUCACCGAGACAAUUAGAGCGACACAAACAAUAGCUUUAAUGACUGAAAACAAUGUCAGCUUAAACGCACUUUUUCAGUUUUCAUUUUGAUACAUUUCUCUGUGGCUUUCUUCAAAACGACAAUUCCAUGAUGAAAUCAACAUUUUCUCGGGGAAAGUGACGAAACGUUUUCGUUGUAUCCGCAAGUCACUACACAACAUCUUUAUGAUGAUAAGGCAUCGUGAACAAAUUCCACAAUCUGAAACUCUCGUUCGCAGUUGACUCAUCCCAUUUAUUCCACACACACACACACACACAUAUUCCCUUAAAGGGAAUCCAAGACAGUCUUGGAUUCUGGAUUCCACCCCUCGAAUUCUGGAUCCCAGGUACUGAAUUCCGGAUUCCUUGAGCUGUAUCCCGGAUUCCAAAGUCCCUGAUUCUGGAUCCCACAAACAAAAAUUUUCCGGAUUCUGGAAUCGAGAUUCCCUUAUAUGGCCGGGGAGGGAGACGCCCCAGGUAAUUGUAGCGUUUAGUGCUGACCGCGUGCGGAAAUGAAUGCAAGUGAUAUGAUAGACUCCUACGGAAUUUUCAUGUAUAUGUUGUAGUUAUAUUUUCAUCUCAGGUGUUUUUUGUUUUUCUUUUGUUUUUGGGUAUGGUAAUGUAUGCGAAUGAAGUUGAAACAAAGGAAAAAUAAAAAUUACCUGGGUUAAAAAAAUAACUACAGCGUAUACAUAUACCGUGUGUUAAAUUUAUUCUCUUAGUUUUUUUCGGUUUAGAGUAAGUAUGUACGUAACGAACGUGAAUAAACGGUGUUUAACUUAAAAGUAGUGUAUAACAGUAAUGCUAUGGGAAUCUGAGUCUCCAUGGUUGGCAUUGAUAGGCGGAGUGUCGAGAUGAAAAUUGCGAUAAAUUUUAGGUUUGCUUUCAUUUCAGUGUUAAUACUGGUGUAAUUCAGAAGUGUUGCCAGUAAUAAUGCAGCUGUAUCUACUAGUUACGGACGUCACAGACGUAUUAGAUGCUGAAUUCGGUCAAAAAUAUAUUUUACAUGACGAAAAGAGACAGGAUCCUACAGAGGUGUAAGAUUUAACUGAUCGAUUUCCUUGCUUUUUAUUCAGAUGACACCACCAAAUAGGUAACUACACUAAGCAAUAAAUCUAGCAAGGAGCAUAACAACGUAGGCAGUCUGAGAUAAAUUACAGGGGACAGGCUAUAUUCCUUGCAUGAUCCAAUACUGAUACAUUUACUGCUAGUGUUGAAUUGGAUCCACUGGCCUCAAAAUUUUAAGUAAUUACCAUUAAAACCAUUUUACGUGGUCAUCCGAGCCACGCGAAGGUCCAGCCGCCCGCAGGGCAAAGGAAGUACCUUCAUUUCUCAGUUAUUUUAAGACCCUAAGUAUUGGUCCGGCCCCGGGAAUCGAACCCGUGACCUUUUGCAGUUACCAUUAAAACGUACCUGAUGCAAUGUCAGGAAGAUAUCUCUUACACAGUCCAUCAAAGUGCUCAAACGAAAAAUAGCGUCUAGCUAAUUAUGAUGGAUAAAGUUGAACUAGCAUGUUAAAUCCAUUUAAGGAAAUCAUGCGCGCUGACCACUUGGCCAUCGAGCUUCAUUAAGAGAUACGUGAGCUAUCUUAUUCUCUUUUCUCUACUUUGACAGAAAUACCUUCUUAUAAACGUUUAUCGUAAACAUUUAUGUUAUAACCGUCCGAUUGUCUACAUUAUUAAUGUUGUCAUCACGAAUUGUCUAAGAGUUUCGUGUAUCUUUGAUCCUUAGCCAGCGUUAAUACCUCAGUUUCAUCCAUCAUGGAAUCCGUCAGCACAAUAAGCAGCUUGCAGGCUACACCAGCUAUGACCUCCAGCAGCUCAAACACAGUCUCCACCUCGCCGCUGUCCAGUUGCUCUUAUUGGUGCAGGUGCAGUUCUGUCACUGGUGAGUAAGUGACAUGUGUUUGUCGUUCACUUAAUAGAGAAGCUUAGAUCCGACGAUAGAAUAGAUUAGAUAAGCGAAACAACAACUCUGCACGUGAAUCACAUUUUAUUUUUUUUACAUUUCUUUGCGUCACUGCACGACUACGACGCGAAAAUGCCUUAUUUCACGUUUUAUGGAGGGCGUAAACAAGCGACGAUAUUUACAAAGAUUGAAAAAACGCGAAGUCAUUUUUAUAAUGACGCUUUCGUUGUCGUUGCCGUCGCCGUCGUCCCAUCGUCCCCACUAAAACGGGGAAUGAGAAGCGGGGAAAGAACAUGGGGAACGGGAAAAUGAAAAGUGGGAACAAAACAGACAAUUGGAAAUUAAGUUAAUGACAGGGUUAGGGUUCAAGUUAGGUUUUGUUCCUAUUUUUCAUUUUCCCGUUCCUCGUGUUUGUUCCCCGCUCCAAGAUCCCAGUCUUAGUAAUAUGCGCCGUCACUGCAUGCUUAGACAUAAAAGUGCCUGAUUUCACUUUUCAUGGAAUGGUUCCCAGGAAUUCAACUCCAGUAGAGUUCGCCCACAUUAAAUGACAAAGUAAGUGAAUUGGAAUAAUCGCGGUGAAGAUUGAAAAAAUGCGAAGUUUUCACCGCUGAAGCUGUCUCCGGAUCUUAAAGUCCCUAAUGUGAACUUAAGACGUUGUUCUUGACUCUUGAACGAUAGCCAAGACUGAACGGACAAAAAUGUAGAACUUUCAGCGAACUUGCUUGUGUCUCCAUGUUUUCGAAUGUUCUAAAAGUUAACUCAUUUUUCUUCAAGCCUUUCCUUAAUCAGUUAAGAAUGUUGUUUUUCCGGCACAGGCUGAAUAUUUUUACUUUUCCGCCGAUUUUAGGCUGAAAAUAUUCUUCCAUUAUUCUUAAUUAAAUUAUAUUUAAAAAGUUAAAAACAAAAAAUUCAGAUUUUCAACACACCAAAUUAUAUCCUUUUCAAAAUCUCAGCCACGGUUUAUUCUGAAAAUAUUCUUAAAAUGUCGCAAAUUUCAGCCUCAAUGGUCUUAAUAUAAUUUUAUAAAAAUGAAAGAGUGUAUUCUUGUCGGUGUCAAAUGUUUAUUUCGUUUAGAAUGAGAAUCAUUCAAUUGCCUUUUUUUAAAGUUGUGUUUUCCCUUUGCGCAGUGCCUUCAUUAUCGUCGAGUGUCAGGGUGGCUGAGGCAUCAGAUACGUCAUCAGUUCAUUCUACUACGUUAUCCGCUUUCACCACCACCUUUUCGUUUCCUACUUCGUCUUCCACUAGCAGGUCAUCUGUUAUGAGCCACAGCUCUGCAACUUUCGAUAUGACGCCAUCGACACUUACAAUGUCAUUUAGCGGCAGCGUUAGUUGGAGUUACUCGAGUUCUUCUUUGGUUUUUUGCCCCAGUGCAUGUUUGUGGGAGAACAGGUGUUACCAAAGUAAGUCAUAUAACUAUAAUUGAUAGAGACUUUUAAAAGUGCGAAUCACCGUAGUCACGUAGUCAAAUGGCUGCUUCUGCACUAUUGACAGAUGUACAAAUGCACAAAUGUACAAUAAAGGGCCUCUAAAACUUGAGCACGGUUGACCGGGCUGGCCCGGUUUCUGAGAUCUCGCUUACUCAUAAAUCCUUUGUAAAAUUUUCGAUCUGUUCAUAUGAGAGGGCGGGCUGGUUCGUUCUUCGAUAUCUCUGUUUUUCCAACCAGGAUCUCGGUAAGCGGACUGGAGAAUUUUGCCAUAUUAACACUUCAUACCAGUUACCGAGAUGAAAGCGGGAUGAAUUCGGUGACCGGGAUGGCAUCGUCUUGCUUUGCCUGCUGUAUUUUCCACAUCAUAAGUAUCAAAUUUAAUUACAGUGAUACAGCUAUAAGCGUUGCCAAAGCUAUGGUUGGCGCGAAAGUUAUAUCUUUCUGUUUCGCCAUGGUUUGGUUCUCGAAAUUUGCGCCAGAAACUCUUCGAGGCCUUUUAUCAUCUCGGAAACGGGGCUGAAAUUACUUAUAUGAACCCAAGACGAAAUUAGUCCCGGUAACCGGGCCAUGUGAAGAGGUCCCAAACUGCAUAGAACCCGCACAAGCUUGAAUUUUUUCAAGCUUCUUUUCGCACCUGUAGAAGUUGCUUUUAUGACUGCUAUGAACGUCCUUAACAAUUAAAUCUUCAUCCUGCAGUUCUCUUAUGGUUUUCAUAUAUUCAUUUAUUUCACUCCUUUUAAAACGAGACAACAAAAUCACCAGCUCCCAGUUGACUUAUUAGCUAAAUUGUUAGAGCAGUGCACCGCUUUCACGGAGGUUAAGAGUUCAAAUCCCGUACAAGGCUGGAUUUCUUAAGGCUUUCUCUUCGCAACUGUAAAAGUUACGUUUAUAACUGUCAAGAUCAUCCUUAUAUUUAAUUAGUAUAAACUCUGUUUUUCAUUUAGAUUUUACCCAAAGUACACAGACCGGGUCAUCAUCAUCAUCAUCAUCAUCAUCAUCAUCAUCAUCACCGCCGUCGUCGUCGUCGCUAUCAGCAGUAGCGACUUUGAUAAACUCAAAUCUCGUUUCAGCUGAUAAUUUGCAAACAACACCAUCAUCUUUUUUUGCUACUCCCGUUAUAUCGACUACAUCCUCGACUUUUGCCGUUCCAACAACCCUGUGGACUUAUUCAUCGACCUUUACUCAGAGUGUGACAUUGACUCCGUCCGUAACAACAACUGCGUCAACGUAUUUAUCAACUCCGGCUUUGUCAGAAUCAUCAUCUACGUCUUCCGUUACAACAACUGUGUCACCAUCUUUGUCGGCUGCUAUCCUAACUGUGUUUACAACGCAAUCUGCAUCAAUAACAACAACUACGGCGACCUCUUCAUCCGUCUCUUCUCCAACUGUGUCAUCAUCGUCACCGACUUCUUUUCCAACAAUUGCGGCAGUAUCUUCACUGUCCUCAAGUCAACCCGCGUCAACUUCAUCAUCAACAUAUUCCGUUCACACAACAUUAUCAGCAUCGACCUCUACUCCGACGUCAUCAUCGUCACCUAUUCUCCCACCUGCCGAGUCGACAUUUUCAUUGACCUCUUCUCCAACUCUAGAGUCGACUCCUUCCAUUACAUUAACUACGUCAACACCUUUAUCAACCAGGGCAACUUUGUCAGCUUCAUUGUCAACGUCUUCCGUUUCAACAACUGUGUCAACAUCACUGUGGACCUUUCCCCUGACUGUCACUCCUUCUAUGACCACAAGUGUGUCGACAUUUUCAUCUACCUCCUUUCCAACUAUGUCUUUAUUGAUCUCAGGUCGAUCCGCGUCAUCAUCUUUGUCGACUAGUUCUGCCCCAGCUGUUUUGACGCCACCACCUCUUUCUCAGACAAAAUCUACGUCGAUGUCCUCUUCCUCCACUCCAAGUGUCUCCUCACCGGCGUCGACUUUUUCCCCUACAAUUUUAUCAAAGUCUUUAUUGAUCUCGAUUCUAACCUCGUCAACAUCAUCAUCAGCUAAUUCUGCUGCAACAACUUUGUCAUCAUCUUCACAGACAUUUACUCCUACUGUGGCCACGUUAUUAUCAUCUUUGUCGACUAGUUCUGCCUCAGCUGUUUCGACGCCACCACCUCUUUCUCUGACAAAAUCUACGUCGAUGUCCUCUUCCUCCACUCCAAGUGUCUCUUCACCGGCGUCGACUUUUUCCCCUACAAUUUUAUCAACGUCUUUAUUGAUCUCGAUUCUAAUCUCGUCAACAUCAUCAUCAGCUAAUUCUGCUGCAACAACUUUGUCAUCAUCUUCACAGACGUCUACUCCUACUGUGGCC